GUCAUGGACCGCCUAUCCCUUCAAUGAAUGGCAGCAUCGGCCGAUGAAAUAAUUCACGGCAUACGCAUGCACUCUGCUUACAACAGCAUGCGCUUUCUACAACUCCUUGCGCCCUCUCACCACUCCUGCUCGGCAUCGUACGCACGAUAAGACAUAGACCUUCCGCUGCCAUCCGGCAUAAGACUUGUCGGCGCCCCCGGCGAUUUCUUCACUUUCUUAGUUGUCCGUUCUUGCCAUUCUUCAUCAGCGAACAUCAUGGCCACGCAGACGCCUACGCCGUCCACAGAGCCCUUGCGGGCUGCCACACCCACGCAACCGUCGUCAACGCCUGAGCAGAUGCCGCCAGACCAGCCAGCAGCAGCGCAUCUCGCCGUACCUGGCAUCGCACUUGAAGCACCAAGCGACGACGACGAACGGCAGCCACGAAGCGCCGCCCAGAAUGCCAACACAAGCCAGAACGUCAGUCGAGCAGCCUCUCCAAACCCGUCCGCCAUCUAUCCAAACACACAAGUCGUAUUCGAAGACCCCGACUUCACACGGCCGCCGCCGUUGAACUACUCGCUGCGCCCGCGCAAGAAGGCCAUCUUCUGGUUCUGGUUUCUUAUAUUCUUGGACUGCGUGUGCAUGCCCAUUGGGCUGUACUUUGGCAUGUGGUACGGCUUGACGCGGGAUCAGCUGAGCGCCAAUGCAGUCUUCAGUAUCAGUACCGCGCUGCUGGGGACGGUGUCCAUAGUGGAGUACUUCAUUCGCUUCCGAAGGUUGUGGAGGAAGAAUUCGAACUGCAGGGUCAUUGGCGCGCAAAGAUACUACCUCGACUGGUUCCACUGGAAUCUCUCCGUAGGCUGGUUCUUCGUCAUGAUCGAACUGAUUGCCGGAACCUGCCCCCACGACCCGCCCAUCCGCGUCCUCGCCAUCCCCGCCGCCACCAUGCUCUUCGCCAUCGGCCUCGAGCUCCUCGUCGUCGACAUCCUGCGCAUCGCCGGCAUCCGCGCCCCCUGCCGCAUCUCCUCGCUCCCCAUGGGCGCACCACUGCGCCCUGGAAUCUACGCCUACAUCGAGGACGUGUGCGCCGUGGAUGGCUCCGGCGGCACCGAGUUCAGACAGCGACUCAACCUGCGGUACCAGGCGAGCAAGGCGUUCCGCGAGAUGCUGCACCGGUUGACGCUGUUCUGGGCGAUUGGCGCGAUUGGAUGCUCCGUGGUCACGACUGCGAUUGUGUUUACGAUCCAGCGCGAUGCUGCGUAUGUGGUUGGCUGGACACUGCCCUUCAUCUGGGCUGGCGUCUGGACGGCCAUGACGAUCCCGUGGGUCAAGAAGAGCCUAGCUAAGGAAUACGACGAAUGGACAGCCGCGAAGUGGAAGGCUUGAGUCCGCUACAUCCUUUCGUUUCAACUUUUCUUGUAUCGUUAUGGGAAGAACGGUCAUGGCGGUGGCGUUCUAGGGUCUAUGAUCACGAAGUAUGGCUAGUAGGCAUACAGUACACAUCGGGCGGCACUCUUACUUAGAUACCAUUUCCACCAACCACAACAGCGCGAAAUUGCAGCUCGAUAGCAGAGUAUAGCAGAGCAUAGACAGCUACGCAAACAUAUCACCAUCAACAACAAACUCUCUGCAU
Molecule: messenger RNA, 1615 nt
Organism: Trematosphaeria pertusa
Lineage: Eukaryota; Fungi; Ascomycota; Dothideomycetes; Pleosporales; Trematosphaeriaceae
Exons: 4
Coding region: 256-1368 (370 amino acids)
Source: RefSeq, a predicted model, not a curated record